Numida meleagris (helmeted guineafowl) is the source of this 1039-nucleotide messenger RNA. RefSeq names its product potassium voltage-gated channel interacting protein 4 (gene KCNIP4). The record is from RefSeq and is a predicted model, not a curated record. Gene Ontology annotation, molecular function: calcium ion binding; potassium channel regulator activity. The coding region runs from base 261 to 950 and encodes 229 amino acids. Lineage: Eukaryota; Metazoa; Chordata; Aves; Galliformes; Numididae. The transcript is spliced from 8 exons. Gene Ontology annotation, cellular component: voltage-gated potassium channel complex. Gene Ontology annotation, biological process: regulation of potassium ion transmembrane transport.
GACGCUGCCAGCAGCCGCGCGGCCACGCCGGCGGCUCGCCGGCCCCAGGUGGUUCUUUGCCUUGUUCUUCCCGGCCCGGGGGCCCUUGGGGCGGCCGGGCCCUCCGCACCGCCCGGGAGCGGGGCUGCGCCCGGCGGGCCGCGGCCAGGAUGUCCGCCCCGCUCCCCCCUGCCCCCGCGUAGAGCGAUGGCUUCGCCAGGAGAGCCGGGCGGGAGAGCACUUUCCUCAGUGGCUGUGCUCAGACCAUGACCUAACUCACCAUGAACUUGGAAGGGCUUGAAAUGAUAGCAGUUUUGAUCGUGAUUGUGCUUUUUGUGAAAGUGUUGGAACAGUUUGGGCUGAUUGAAGCAGGUUUAGAAGAUACUGUAGAAGAUGAAAUGGAAAUGGCCACAGUACGGCAUAGACCUGAAGCUCUUGAACUGCUGGAAGCACAGAGUAAAUUCACAAAGAAGGAACUUCAGAUCUUAUAUAGAGGUUUCAAGAAUGAAUGUCCCAGUGGUGUUGUCAAUGAAGAGACCUUCAAAGAGAUUUACUCUCAGUUCUUUCCACAGGGAGAUUCCACAACUUAUGCACAUUUUCUGUUUAAUGCAUUUGACACUGACCACAAUGGAUCUGUAAGUUUUGAGGAUUUUGUUAUGGGUCUCUCAAUUUUACUCCGAGGGACAGUACAGGAGAAACUGAAUUGGGCUUUUAAUUUGUAUGAUAUAAAUAAGGAUGGAUACAUAACUAAAGAGGAAAUGCUUGAUAUCAUGAAAGCAAUAUAUGAUAUGAUGGGGAAAUGCACUUAUCCUGUUCUCAAGGAGGACACACCUAGACAACACGUGGAAACAUUUUUCCAGAAAAUGGACAAAAACAAAGAUGGAGUAGUUACCAUAGAUGAAUUCAUUGAGAGCUGCCAGAAGGAUGAGAAUAUAAUGCGAUCCAUGCAGCUCUUUGAAAAUGUGAUUUAAUGAAGGCAUUAGGUCAGGAACUAAUGGACAAAUAUAAGCAAUUCUGCAACAUAAUCUAAAAGAUGGAUUUCCCACUUUACCGUAAAUAA